Lepus europaeus (European hare) is the source of this 1791-nucleotide messenger RNA. RefSeq names its product basic proline-rich protein. The record is from RefSeq and is a predicted model, not a curated record. Bases 1 to 1791 code for a protein of 596 amino acids. The transcript has a single exon. Lineage: Eukaryota; Metazoa; Chordata; Mammalia; Lagomorpha; Leporidae.
AUGGAACGUCUGUUGUUUGUGGAGAAUUCAAACAAAACCACGACGCUAACUGUAGAGAGGAAUAGGAGCACGGUGGGCAGAGCCAUGUGCGCGGCGGCCCCUCCCAAUGCUCACUGUGCACGGGGACAGAGCACGGUGGGCAGAGCCAUGUGCGCGGCGGCCCCUCCCAGUGCUCACUGUGCACUGGGACAGGGCACGGUGGGCAGAGCCAUGUGCGCGGCGGCCCCUCCCUGGGCUCACUGUGCACGGGGACAGAGCGCGGUGGGCAGAGCCAUGUGCGCGGCGGCCCCUCCCUGGGCUCACUGUGCACGGGGACAGGGCACGGUGGGCAGAGCCAUGUGCGCGGCGGCCCCUCCCUGGGCUCACUGUGCACGGGGACAGGGCACGGUGGGCAGAGCCAUGUGCGCGGCGGCCCCUCCCAGUGCUCACUGUGCACGGGGACAGAGCACGGUGGGCAGAGCCAUGUGCGCGGCGGCCCCUCCCUGGGCUCACUGUGCACUGGGACAGGGCGCGGUGGGCAGAGCCACGUGCGCGGCGGCCCCUCCCAGUGCUCACUGUGCACGGGGACAGGGCGCGGUGGGCAGAGCCACGUGCGCGGCGGCCCCUCCCAGUGCUCACUGUGCACGGGGACAGGGCGCGGUGGGCAGAGCCACGUGCGCGGCGGCCCCUCCCAGUGCUCACUGUGCACGGGGACAGGGCGCGGUGGGCAGAGCCACGUGCGCGGCGGCCCCUCCCAGUGCUCACUGUGCACGGGGACAGAGCACGGUGGGCAGAGCCAUGUGCGCGGCGGCCCCUCCCUGGGCUCACUGUGCACUGGGACAGGGCGCGGUGGGCAGAGCCACGUGCGCGGCGGCCCCUCCCAGUGCUCACUGUGCACGGGGACAGAGCACGGUGGGCAGAGCCAUGUGCGCGGCGGCCCCUCCCUGGGCUCACUGUGCACGGGGACAGAGCGCGGUGGGCAGAGCCAUGUGCGCGGCGGCCCCUCCCAGUGCUCACUGUGCACGGGGACAGAGCACGGUGGGCAGAGCCAUGUGCGCGGCGGCCCCUCCCUGGGCUCACUCUGCACGGGGACAGAGCACGGUGGGCAGAGCCAUGUGCGCGGCGGCCCUUCCCAGUGCUCACUGUGUACGGGGACAGAGCACGGUGGGCAGAGCCAUGUGCGCGGCGGCCCCUCCCUGGGCUCACUGUGCACGGGGACAGAGCGCGGUGGGCAGAGCCAUGUGCGCGGCGGCCCCUCCCUGGGCUCACUGUGCACGGGGACAGAGCGCGGUGGGCAGAGCCAUGUGCGCGGCGGCCCCUCCCAGUGCUCACUGUGCACGGGGACAGAGCACGGUGGGCAGAGCCAUGUGCGCGGCGGCCCCUCCCUGGGCUCACUCUGCACGGGGACAGAGCACGGUGGGCAGAGCCAUAUGCGCGGCGGCCCCUCCCUGGGCUCACUGUGCACGGGGACAGAGCGCGGUGGGCAGAGCCAUGUGCGCGGCGGCCCCUCCCAGUGCUCACUGUGCACGGGGACAGAGCACGGUGGGCAGAGCCAUGUUCUCGGCGGCCCCUCCCUGGGCUCACUCUGCACGGGGACAGAGCACGGUGGGCAGAGCCAUGUGCGCGGCGGCCCUUCCCAGUGCUCACUGUGUACGGGGACAGAGCACGGUGGGCAGAGCCAUGUGCGCGGCGGCCCCUCCCAGUGCUCACUGUGCACGGGGACAGAGCACGGUGGGCAGAGCCAUGUGCGCGGCGGCCCCCUCCCAGUGCUCACUCUGCAGAGGGAUAGAGCAGGGUGCACCGGCAGAGUAG